CUCCUUAUUAUCUCUCUCCACUUUUAUAAAACCUAUUCCCACACUCCCCUCAACUUUCUCUCUCUACACCUCUAAAAAUCCUCAUCCAUCAAAUGAAUUCCAUCAUUUUAUUCAUAAAUUAAUGGAAGAUCAUAAUCAUAAUAACAUCAUAAUCAACCCCAACAAUAAUAAUCAUCCUUCAACUAAUUUCUCAGAUCAUAUGAUUUUCGACGUGGAUGAUCAUCAUCAUCAUGAUGAUCAUUUGAUCAUGAUGGCUGAUGGAUUAAACAAGAAUGAUAGUAAUUAUAAUAAUAGUUAUUUGGGGUUUAUGGAAAUGCUUGGAUUCCAAGAUUCAUCAUUAUUCGAUCUGCUUUCACCACCAACUGUUAGUACAGCUCCAUUGAUGCACCCUACCUCACUGGAUCCUUCCCCCAGUUGCUCUACUCAUCCUGCUGAAUCGUCUGAUGUUGUUACUACUCCUGCUACUCCUAAUUCUCUCUCCAUUUCUUCUUCAUCAUCUGAUGCGGUUAAUGAAGAACAGCUUCCUUUUAUGCAUCAUCAGAAUGAUAAUAAUACUGUUCAGGUUAAUGAAGAUAAUGAUGUUGAUGAUAAUGAGAAGAAUAAUCAACACAAAUCCAAGAAUCAGUCGUUGAAGCCAAAAAAGAAGAACCAGAAAAAACAGAAAGAGCCCAGAUUUGCAUUCAUGACUAAAAGCGAGGUUGAUCAUCUUGAUGAUGGCUAUCGUUGGCGCAAGUAUGGCCAAAAAGCUGUUAAGAACAGCCCUUUUCCCAGGAGUUACUAUCGUUGCACCACCGCCGCAUGUGGAGUUAAGAAACGAGUGGAACGCUCUUCCGAUGAUCCAACCAUCGUGGUAACCACUUACGAAGGCCAACAUACCCACCCGUGUCCAGUAAUGACACGAGGUGGGAUUGGCCUUAGAGUGGAUAUGAGUAUGGGGGUCGGAGUGAUCCCAACACCAAAUCCUAUGUAUCAAUGCAACACCGAUUUCACUGAAGUCGGUGCUGCAUCCUCUAUUUUAACUCCAAAUUCACAAAUCUAUUUUCAUAACAAUUUCUUUCCUCUUAACAACCAAUUUCCAAAUCACUUUAUUAACCCAUCUCCAACUUUCUCACUAGGGGGUGGCCCACAAACUAAAUUCAACAAAAACAUACCAUGUCCUCCUCAUUCUUCCUCUUUGAACCAAGUUAAAGAUGAUGGACUUCUUCAAGAUCUUGUUCCAUCACAAAUGAGAAAUGAUCAACUUCCUAAAGAAGAGUGAAAUAAAUCUCUUUUUAAUUAUGAAGGGCUCCAAUUUAAAAAUAAACAGAGCCUCGAAAUUGUUUGCUCCGCCCCUGUUCAGGCCAAUCAUUAUAAUAUGGGGAUUUUUGUUACAUAGUUGUAGUAUUAGUGUAUAAUAUUAAUGUUUAUUUUCUUAAAAUUUCUUAAUUAAUUAGUAAUUAGCAAGUAUUAAUUCUAACUUUCAAGGAUAAGCUGGUUUAUCACCAUCUUUGAGGCAGGAGGAAGAGGAUAAAGAUUAACCCAAACUUCAUCAUUUUUAGGAGACUGCCCUCAGUAAUUUUGAUGUGGAUUAUUGUAAUUACUGAGGUGUAAUUUUUAUUGAUAAUUUGGGUUUCUGAAUUUCCUAUAUUCUUUUCUUCUUUUUUUAAAAUAUUUUUGUGUAUAUCAAACUGUUGCUAGUUUUCAGAUAUGAAGAAUAUUUAUAAGUAGUAUAUAUUCAUAUGC
This is a messenger RNA of Amaranthus tricolor (Joseph's coat), 1722 nucleotides long. RefSeq names its product WRKY transcription factor 23-like. Gene Ontology annotation, molecular function: DNA-binding transcription factor activity; sequence-specific DNA binding. Lineage: Eukaryota; Viridiplantae; Streptophyta; Magnoliopsida; Caryophyllales; Amaranthaceae. Gene Ontology annotation, biological process: regulation of DNA-templated transcription. Bases 122 to 1258 code for a protein of 378 amino acids. The record is from RefSeq and is a predicted model, not a curated record. The transcript has 3 exons.